CUCUCCAUCCCAAUUCUUUUCUAUAUCUUCGAUUCUAUUUUCUAUUUCUAGGUUACGCCUCGCCUUACUCACCUACGGCCGAUCUUUUUUCUUGUGCAGGACACGUUCAUUUCGAAAAAGACAUUCUAGACCUAGUCGUCUAUUUCUCCGUUCUUUAUAAAGACUCUUGAGUCUCCUUUUUUUUUUCUUCACCAGAUCCCCAUAUCUCUCGUUCUUUGACAGACCCGAGUCUUCAAACGCCAAAGAUGCAUUCAGCCACUUUACUCCAGUCCCUCCUUCUCGCGAGCGCAAGUCUCUCCUUAGCUGGUCCGGUAUGGCCUCGCUUCUCGGUAGACAACACACAUCUGGAAGUCCUGGCGUUACGAGCCUCGACAUCCGUGAACGCGGCCGCGGUGUCGGACGUGACCUGUAUCGACAAGAACACCAACAUUGUCUUUCAUGACCAAAACGUAGCCGAGCUAGCCAUCUGCGGCGGCAUCGCUGGCACGAUUGAGAAGUGUGGUGGCAAUCCCGAGACUACCACAGGCACAUCGGGCAGCGCUCAGUUCACGCUAAAGGCCGCGACGGCCGGCGCCACGAUCAACAUCUCCAAGGGCCGGUGGGAGCAGUGCGUGCGCGCGGCCAGGGCCAUAUGUCCCACCGGUAGCAUGAGCGGAACGUGCGCAGGUGGCGCCUCGACAGGCAACGUAGAUUUCACGCUCGACUCGCCGUCGUCGUGAGAUAGCCUCUUCCUCUCUCUUCACCGAGAUCACACAUCUCCUUCCAACUUAGAGAUACAAAAAAACGAGAUGAAAUAGAAUGUAUGACCGGGUAACGUCGGCGUGUGUCAUGUAUGAUGGGUUUCAUACCCAGGCGGGACUCGGGACUCUGGAAACGGGGGGCGUUUGGCGGGUUCGAAAGGAUCCCAUGGGUGCGUUGUCGUUUUUGACAAAAAUUUUGUAUAAAAAGACCAUAGCCUUCCCUGGCUAGAAUUGGGGCUUUGAUAAGACAGUACAAUCGAAGCUGUAUAUAUCUCCCAACUUGACUGUGACUACCUAUCUCGGGUGCUGAUUCCAUCUCUAUUGUGACUGGGUAUCUUUCUCGUUAAUAAUGACUUUUCCCUACGUAGGCGUACGUAACCCCCUAUUACCAGACUCCAUAAACUCCCUCCC
Messenger RNA from Annulohypoxylon truncatum, 1151 nucleotides. RefSeq lists its product as uncharacterized. Lineage: Eukaryota; Fungi; Ascomycota; Sordariomycetes; Xylariales; Hypoxylaceae. The transcript has 2 exons. The coding region runs from base 246 to 719 and encodes 157 amino acids. The record is from RefSeq and is a predicted model, not a curated record.